Messenger RNA from Perca flavescens (yellow perch), 5945 nucleotides. It is a transcript of the gene znf646, whose product is annotated as zinc finger protein 646. Lineage: Eukaryota; Metazoa; Chordata; Actinopteri; Perciformes; Percidae. Gene Ontology annotation, cellular component: nucleus. Gene Ontology annotation, molecular function: DNA-binding transcription factor activity, RNA polymerase II-specific; RNA polymerase II cis-regulatory region sequence-specific DNA binding. The transcript has 4 exons. The record is from RefSeq and is a predicted model, not a curated record. Gene Ontology annotation, biological process: regulation of transcription by RNA polymerase II. Bases 546 to 5141 code for a protein of 1531 amino acids.
GUUAGCUCUCUCGUUAAACAAACUCAAAAUGGCUGGCUCUAGGACCGGUGUCCAGCUGCACCAAUUCACUCGACAGUGUCGUCACCAUCAUGAACGUGGUUGUGCGGGAUGGAUUUGGCUAAAAUUUGCUCUCUUUGCAUCGUGUGUGCAUUAGAGAAACAACGGUUUCUUACCUGUAUAUGGACAUUAAUACCUGGCGCCUCGGUACACGACAGCAUUUACUGUGAGACGGUGAUUGCUGUUGACUGUCUGCAGGGUGGGGGACGGCUCUAGGACCAUGAUGACGAAAGCUCUCUGCAAGCCAAGUGUGCAACGUUUUAAUGCGUCUCUAUUUGCCCGCUUCUCCUAAAAUCAAGCCACUCUCCUAAGUGUGUGGAACUGGUUCUCAACAUCUUCUACUGUGUUACCUCCCUGGACACUCCUUGGACCUUAUUGUAAAGAACUAUCUUUCUUGUAUACAGACAAUACCAGGCAUCUAAUGCAUUUCCCUCCUGCAUAUUCAUACACUUUGUGUCUGGUGCUCUUCAUUCAAUUGCUAUCUUGUAAUGGCACUGCAAAACACUGGCAGGAAAAAAGUUUUCCCUUGCAAACAAUGUGGCAUUGUAUGUCCUAAUAUGCCCAGUCUGCUUAAGCACAUGGAUGCUCAUCUUGAACAAGAGGAAGAACGCAAAUUUAAAUGUGAUGAAUGUGGACGUGGUUAUAGGCAUGCAGGUAGCUUAGCUAACCACAAAAAGACUCAUGAAGUAGGUACUUUUCAAUGUAACAUCUGUGGUAAAGAAAACUCUAAUGCUUUGGCCCUGAAGAGUCAUCUCCGGAGCCACACUUCACAGAAAAAGUACUCCUGUGCCGAAUGUGGGAAAGGUUUUCGUCUGGCAACACAACUGACUACCCAUGAGAAGGUUCACCUUGCCAGGCGAGUAAAGGAGCAGUCGUUUAGAAAGGUAGAUAUGGACUAUUCCACACAUGAAGUUGAAAAUGAUCACCCACAUCAUCUCAGUGAGCAGUCUGCAAGUGCUGGGACUUCUACAGAAAAUAGCCCUGCUGAGGACAAGACAGAGGUUGUUUAUAACGCAGAAUCUGAGACUUCUGAGGAUGCAGCAAAUCGACCUUUCAGAUGUGAUUUGUGUGACAAAUCAUACAUACACCAUCGAAGCCUGACCAAUCAUAAAAAGACUCACCAAGUGGGAAUGUUUGAGUGCACAGUGUGUUUCAAACUGUUUAAUAACAUGGCGGCACUCUACAGCCACCAGAGAUCUCACAAGGCAAGAAGUGUGACAGACCCUGAUUCAAUGGGUGGGUCACACACCGCCGUACCACCGGACCAGUUUUCACCUCAGAGCCAGGAUGAUCCAGGAAAUUUUUGCCAUUUGUGUCAGGUACUAUUCCCCAAUGAUGAAGAGUUCCAGGAACACAUCCAAAUGCAUAACUCUUCAUCUCUGUCGUUUGGCCUUCAAGAUACCGUGUCAGAGAACCAUAAUAUAUCAUAUGACAGCAGUAUUGCUUCACCUGAGUCAAAUUUUUAUGCAUCUCCUAUAAAUAAUGUUCCCUCAGUAUCCUCAAUAGAUAAUCAUUUAGGCUUUGAUCAGCCACAGGAGCAGAUUAGAAGUAACAGUCAGGUGUACUCGGACUGCUCCAACAAUCAAACACCACCUUCCAGUAGCACUCAGGGAGAACCCCCAAUCAUAGACACGAGCAUUCUCAAUCCUGCCCUGAAGCACGCUCAAAACACUGACCGUGCAACUGAAAUGGAAGAGACUUCAACUGUAGGUUCCGACGAGCGUCCCUUCAAGUGUCAUAUAUGCGGUAAAAGCUACCGGCACUCUGGGAGCCUCAUCAACCACAAGAGGUCACAUCAGGUUGGGAUUUACCAAUGUUCCUUCUGCAGAAAGAGCUAUCCUCACCUGGCUGCCCUCAAAAGUCAUCUUCGUCUCCACAAAGCUCAGUCAUCUUUUGGCCUCAACGAUGAGGGAGACUGGCUCUCCUCAGAGCCUCUGACUCUGGAUAACCAGCAGGGCAGCUUCUCCUCUCAAGAUGAGGAGGAGGAGGAGGAGGAGGAGGAGGAUGAUGAUCACACUCUCCCUGUGCUUGGUAUGGAUCAGGAGAAUGGAGUUGAACACAACAAUGGAGCUUUGUACCAUGAGCAUUUUAAUCAGAACUUUUCCCAGGAUAUGACUGUGCAUCUACCUCACAACGAACACCUGAUGCAGAGACACAUGUGUGCAGACUGUGGUGAAACAUUUGCAGAUAUUGCAGGGAUUAAGUCUCACAGUUGCCCACUGCUACAGCAGCAACAUGACACUACUAGCAGUGACUAUGGCAGUAAUAUACAUUUCCAGGACAAUGAUCACUGUGCCAUUGGAAAUCCAGGAAGUCAUGUUGAGUUCCAUGGUCUGAAUGAAAGCCACGGCCCAAGUUACUUUGAACAGAACUUCCGUGACAAUAUGAACAGUGAUCAGCUGAAUGGUGGCGGAGAAGGUGAUAAUGCUGAGGAGGAGGAUGAUGAUGACGGAGAUCUUUAUCAGUGCUCUUUAUGUGGAAACAGCUACACUAGCAUGAUGGCUCUCAGGAGCCAUCUCCGAGGCCACACACAGUCCCACGAUACUCCUGCAAGCUCAGGGCCUUCCUCCAUGUCCUCCCAUGAAGAAGUGAAAGAUGAUGAGACCGGAGAGAUGAUGAUCUGUAGCACAUGUGGGGAAAGUUUUGCCAAUAGGCAGGACCUGAUAACUCAUCAGCUUCUACACAACAAGGACCAGGUAGAUAAUGCUACUCAUUUACAUAUGAACAACAGUGAUGUGCCUGGAGGCAAGGAGGAAGCACAGAGUAUCAUCUGUGGCAGCUGUGGCAUCUUCUGCACCAGCUACCAUAAUCUUGAGAACCAUGGUUGCACAGCUGAGAGGACAGAUGAGUCCACACAAGGUAAAGAGGAAAUUAAUGUAAAUGAUGUUGCCCAGCAUGAAGACACAAGUCACGUCAAAGAAACUGUUGAUGCCGAAGAUCGUCAGUACAAAUGUGAUCAGUGUGGGCGUUCAUACAGACACGCAGGCUCCCUGCUUAACCACAAAAAGUCCCACAAAACCGGUGUAUUCAGAUGCCUCGUCUGCCAGAAGCGCUUCUACAACCUGUUGGCCCUUAAAAACCACCAGAGGUCCCACUUUGAUAUUAAGAGGCAUACUUGCAAUGAGUGUGGAAAAGCCUUCAAAAUUCAGAAGCAGUUACUGAAUCACCUGAAAAGGCACAAAGAGAACCAAGCUAAAAUCCAGGACCUCAACAACCAGAUCCAGGCCCUCAUGCAGAUGAAUGGGCCCAGGUCAGACGGAGAAGUGCAGUCCUUAACUUCAAAUGCCAAUCAGGCUUUUACUUUGUCUCGGCGCUGCAAGCAGCUGCCUGGAAGGAAAAGAGGACAAACAAAGCGUGAGACUACAGUCAAAUUAGAGGAUGCGGGUGACCAACGGCCUUUUGCCUGUGACCAGUGUGGGCGUACAUACCGCCACGCAGGAAGUCUAGUCAACCACAGGAACUCCCAUAAAACAGGUGAAUAUUACUGUUCAGUUUGUAACAACACUUACUCCAAUCAACUAGCAAUGAAGAACCACUUGCGCACCCACUUUGCAUAUAAAAAGCACUCUUGCCAAAACUGUGGAAAAGGCUUUAGGGGAAAGAAGCAGCUAUUGGCCCAUGUUUGUGCAGGCAUCAGAAAGGAUGUGGCCGCAGGCAGGAGGGGUCUAAAAUCUAGAGCGUUGAAGUGUAAGGAAUGUAAGCAGGUCUUUCUCUCUGUUGACCAACUGACAGCCCACACCUGUGAUGGACCAUCAGGCAGCAUUGAUGCACAAAGAAACAUGUCUCCAAAUAAAGUGGAGCGCCCUUUCACGUGCAACAUAUGUAAUCGCAGCUACCGUCAUGCAGGCUCACUCCUGAACCACAAAAACACCCACAAGACAGGACACUUCAGUUGCACCUUCUGCUCUAAGCCCUUCACUAACCCCAUGGCUUUACGCAAUCACACACGCAUCCAUACACAGAAGAAAAAGUAUGCAUGUCUCACAUGUGGAAAGGCCUUCCGCCUCGCCAGUAUCCUGCACAACCACCAGAGGAUCCACAACCGGGUGGCGAGUCACUUCAGCUGUCCUGCAUGUGGAAAGAGCUUCCAGGGCAGGUCUGGCUUAAAGAGGCACCGCUGCCGCAGAGGUCAGGAGAACUCCCCGAGAACUGGAGUCCAGCAGUCAGAGAGGGGAGACAAGUGCUUCAUGUGUGACCUGUGUGGGCGCUCCUACCGCCACGCUGGCUCUCUCCUCAACCAUAAAAAGACACACUCCGAAAACCUCCACCACUGUACCUUGUGUCUCCAGACAUUUCCUGACCCUCUCACUCUACAGAUACACUCCCAGAUGAGGCGUCACUGCUGCCCCGAGUGUGGCAAGACCUUCUGUCUGGUCGCACACCUACAGAGCCACAUGGAGGUGCACGCUAAGGACCGGUCUGUGGUCUGCAGCCCCUGCCAGCAGAGCUUUCCCAACACAGCCAGCUACCAGCAGCACCAGGACAUGCACCACAGGGCUCAGGACCUCUAUCAACAAGGCGUGGAUGAACCUGUAAAUGGCAACAUCUGCUGGGACUCAGGAAUAAAUCAGACCUUAGUGAUGGAUGGGGUGCACAAGCAGGUUCCACCACCUUUGUCCCAUAUUCCAGGAAGCAUCGCUCAUUCACAGAAGAGUAACGAGUCUGCUGGUACAGAGGAGAAGAGCCAUGUGUGCGAGCACUGCGGGCGCACUUACCGCCACGCCGGCUCCCUCCUCAACCACAAGAACAGCCACAAGACAGGCUCCUUCUUCUGCUCCAUCUGCCAGAAGGAGUUUACCAACCUUAUGGCUCUCAAGAACCACCGACGCAUUCAUACGGAGCCCAAGCGCUACCAAUGUCUUGAGUGCGGGAAGGCGUUCCGCGUGUCCACUCAGCUCAUAUGCCACCGACGAAUCCACACCAAAGAGAAGCCUUUUGCCUGCCUUCUGUGCGACAAGAGCUUUUCCAGCAAGUCCAACCUGCGGCACCAUCAGAAGAUGCACCAGAACGCCCAGGCCUACGACUCCUCUUUUAGCAUGGAUGCCAACGCGUUUAUGGACUUGGACAUGGGGUCUUUCCUUUGAAGUCAGAUUCCGGAGCGUACAAGAGAAGAGGACAGCCGGUCCUCGGUUAUUCAUCCCUCUAUCAAUAAUUGUAAAACAGUAUUUAUUUUUUUCAGAAAGUGCCACUUGGUCCUGACAAAAUCUCCUUUGAAGACCUGCACAUUUCAUUACUGACUUCCUGUCUUACCUUCACAACAGAUGGUGACAUCACUCAAACGUCGCCAAAGGGUUUAUGGGUCAGGUUUUUAAUAAGGCCUGAAUGUUUCCCAUGAAUACACAGGAUCCCACAAUACAGGGCGGCUGAUGAUAUUAGUCGCAGCUCAUUCCUCAAUGACAAACCAACCAACCAAAGUGAACAGUGCAGCCCAGGUCCAUGUUAAGAACAUUAACACUGAUAACAUGUUUUUAUUUUAUUUUUUAACACAGUACUGUUCUAAUAGUUAUUUAUCCUCUUAUGCUAUGUUUAAUUGUGUCCAGUGCCUCUGUAAGUUCCUUAGGAAACAAAAUAUACAAACUAUAUUUAUCUCUGAAUCCUUUCGUCAGCUUUGCCGUCAGCGUCAAAGGACUGCUCACUUUCCUUUUGGAUCUCACAUAGGGCAAGCCUGUUGUUAUUAAGUCAAAUACCUCUGGGUGUGUCCAAAGGUCAGUGGCAAAGUGAUUUACUUAAAUCAUAUUAUCAAGUUAAUAGUCGUACUGCUAAUAAUAACCACGUCGAGUGACAUUGUAUGCUAAAAAUGGAUGUAUUUAAUAAUUUAUUCCUGUUAUUUUAUGUGCAUAUUUUAGUAGAAAAGCUUUUUAUGAAUGUUGUUUUAAAAAAAAAAAAAA